GUCAGGCGUUAGACAAGUGAUGCAAAUGAUCACUAUCACAUACAAAUCUUCCCUUUGAGGCACUUUGCUCAUUGAAUUUGGGGCGUGCUUACAGAGACACUCUUAGCUGGAGGGGCAGCAGCAUGUUAGGUACCACAACUGCGCAUUUCAUCCACUGAGAGACUGCUGGAGGAGGGGAUACGCAUCAUAUAUACCUAACCAACCGUCUUUUGGAUCACUCUGCUGGUUGAAACCGAUCACGGGGCACGUGUGUGCGGUGGAUACGCCAGAGCGCUGUGAUUCGUGGACUAAUUGCGGGGCGCUUGCGGGAAUACGAGGAGCAUCUCUGUCCGCGAGAGGGAAUAUCUCGUUCUCCUGACCGUCUCCACAGAGUCUUCUAUUUAGAGGGCAUUUAUUUUGUACUAAAAGUGAGAGAACGAUAUCAGGAAAGAUGUUGCCGACGACAUUAUGGGGUUAGAGGUGCCGAGAUUCAACCCAUCACUGAAUAUGGAGUAAAUUCCCACGUCUUCUCUAAUUUUGACUGGGAAUACAGUGAACGGGAGCGCAUCACGGUGACUCGAUUAUACUUCUCACAUUCAAGGGAGAAAUCAUUCCAUUCACAAGCAAUUGGAUGAGAGUCAUACUUGCCCUUGGCAACUAAAGAUGACGUUACUAUGGAAACGACUUGUGGUGCUAUCAAUCAUUGGCUGCCUCACAGUCUCAUCAGCACAAGCAGAAGACACAAAGUUUAUUGGUCCAAGGUGGAAAACAGAACCAGAGGACCUGAUACUGCCCAUCCAUUCCCCUGAGCAGGAGGCCGUUUUAACCUGUGAGGCAUCUGGAGUCCCUUCCCCUCAGUACAGAUGGUCUCUAAACGGAACGCUCAUUGAUCUUCAUGGUGACGAGAGGCGUCGCCUGUCUGGAGGUAACCUGAUCAUUACUGGCCUGGAUCGAGACCAAGACAGUGGUGUCUACCAAUGCACUGCCUCCAACGCCCGGGGAACCAUUCUCAGCAAGAGAGCCACACUACAAUUUGCAUAUCUGGAAAACUUCAAAACGCAGACAAGAAGUGCUGUCAAUGUCAGGGAAGGCCAAGGGGUUGUUUUGUUAUGUGGCACACCUUUGCAUUCUGGAGACCUCACAUUCACCUGGGUCUUCAACGAGUACCCUCACUUCGUCCUGCAAGACAGCCGACGCUUUGUGUCCCAGGAGACGGGGAAUCUCUACAUAGCUAAAGUGGAACCAUCUGACGUAGGGAAUUACACCUGCGUGGUUAAUAACACUAUUACCAAGGAGAGGGUGUUCAGUUCGCCGACACCUUUAGUGCUGAGAAACGAUGGAGCGAUGGGAGAGUACGAGCCCAAAAUAGAGCUUCAUUUCCCAGACACCAUUCCAGCUGCUAAAGGAUCCACGCUGAAGCUAGAAUGCUUCGCCCUGGGAAAUCCAGUUCCUAAGAUCAGCUGGAGAAGAACCAGUGACGUUUUAUUCCCAAACAAAGUCAAACUGAAAAAUUCUAAUGCCAUUCUGGAGAUUCCGAGUUUUCAACAAGAGGACACAGGGACGUAUGAGUGCAUAGCGGAAAACAGUCGUGGAAAGAAUGCUGCAAGGGGUCGCGUGUCUUUCCAUGCAACACCUCAUUGGCUGCAAACAACGACAGACACAGCAUUGUCCAUUGAGGAGAAUCUGUUUUGGGAGUGCAAAGCCAAUGGGAAACCAAAGCCCUCUUAUAGCUGGCUGAAGAACGGAGACACUCUUAUAUCUGAGGGCCGAGUGCAAAUAGAGAACGGCGCGCUCUCCAUCUCCUCGCUAAACCUCUCAGAUGGCGGGAUGUAUCAGUGUGUGGCGGAGAACAAGCACGGCAUCAUUUAUUCCAGCGCCGAACUGAUGGUGCUUGCCUCUGCUCCCAGCUUCUCCCAGAAUCCUUUGAGCCGAGUGCUUAAGGCUCGCUCGGGUAGUGACGUUAGCCUAGAUUGCAGACCACAUGCUUCGCCCAGAGCCAUUAGCCUGUGGAAAAAAGGGACUGAGAUACUGCAAAGAAACGAAAGGAUUUCCCUCUUCCCCAAUGGAACUCUUAAGAUUGCCAACGUAACUAAGAGAGAAGGAGGUAGUUACACGUGCAUCGCUAAAAAUCAAUUUGGCACUGCUAGCACAACAGGAAGACUGAUAAUCACAGAGCCCACGAGGAUCAGCCAGGGCCCCAGCAGCACUGAAAUCACUGUGGGGGAGAGCAUCGUGCUUCUCUGCCAGGUGACUGCCGAUCCAGCCUUGGACGUGGCCUUCUCCUGGGCCUUCAACGGUCAGCCCAUCGAUUUCCAUCAAGACGUGAACCACUUCGAGCGAGUGGGAGGGAGCUUUUCCGGUGAUCUUAUGAUUCGAAACAUCCAGCUUAAUCAUGGUGGGAAAUACGUUUGCCUUGUUGAUACAGACGUCGAGAGUUUGUCUGCUGACGCAAUAUUAGUCGUUAAAGGUCCCCCCAGCCCCCCAGACUUGGUCGUGGUGGAGGAGGUCACAGACAGCACGGCCCAGCUGUCCUGGAGCCCAGGCCAGGACAACGGAAGUCCCAUAACAGGAUAUGUCAUCCAGGGCAGGACUCCCUUUACUGUCGGCUGGCAAGCUGUCGACACAGUUCCUGAGGUGAUCAAUGGGAAUACUUUGACUGCAACCGUUGUGGGUUUAAACGCCUGGGUGGAAUAUGAGUUCAGAGUGCUGGCCAGUAACAGUGUUGGCAUGGGAGAGCCCAGUCCCCCAUCUACCAAGAUCAGAACAGAAGACGCUGUACCUGACACGGCUCCCACUGAUGUUGGAGGCGGAGGAGGUACCAAAUCGGAAUUAGUGAUAACAUGGGAGCCUGUUCCAGAGGAGUUGCAGAACGGAGAGGGCUUUGGUUAUAUCAUUGCUUUCCGGCCAGUGGGCAUGGUCACUUGGACCCGCGCCGUGAUCUCGGCACUCAGCGUCACCCGCUACGUUUUCCGCAAUGACACCAUUCCACCAUUCUCGCCGUUCAAUGUCAAAGUGGGAGCGUUCAACAACCGCGGGGAAGGACCUUUCAGCACUAUUGCAACAGUGUUCUCCGCAGAAGAAGUGCCGAGCGUACCGCCAGAGAGGGUGUCAGCAAAAAGUCUGUCGGCGGCCGACAUCGAAGUUACCUGGGAGCCGAUUCCUGUCACCCCUGAAAGAGUUCUCGGAUAUGAGGUGGUGUACUGGGAAGAUGACACCAAGCCGGAUACAGUGGGUAAAGUGCGGAUCACUGGAAACUACACAGCAGUGAAUGUCAGCGGCCUGCAGGGGAACACUCAGUAUUAUUUAGCGGUGUGUGCCUUCAAUACUGCAGGAACUGGCCCCCAGUCCGUACCUGUCAAUGUUACCACCAAAAAAACACCGCCUGGACAGCCCCCUCAGAAUGUAGAGUGGAAUCUGAUUGGCUCUCAGCUUUUGCUUCAGUGGGAUCCCGUCAUUGCUCUCGAAACUGAAUCUGAGGUCACCGGAUACAUAGUGCUGUACAGAAGACACCGGAAUAACGACAUGUACUCUGUCAUCACCAACAAAACCUCGGUGGAGUUGACCCUCAAUCCAAAUGACAACUACGUCAUUCAGAUCAAGACCCUCAGUGAAGGGGGCUUGGGGGAAGGAAGCGAGCCUAUCCACAUCCACCAACUCAGCAUGGGUGCACGUGGAUCCAGAGCGGGAAGGCUGUGCACACUUUCUCUCUCUCCGCUCCUCAUCUGCGCUCUGUCGACGCUCAGUGCCUCCUGAUGUUCGCCUCCCAUGAGCACCAGACCAGGCCUCACCGAGAAAAACAUACUUUCUGCUCUUUCCUUAUACAAGGCUUAUGUUUCUCAUUACAGUCUGACUUGAUGGGAUUCACCAGCUCCGGCAACAUGUUUGAAAGAGCCGGAUAUUGAAAUGUCAUGGGAAUCUUGGGAAAUUCAUCUUUAGUAAACAUGGCAAAGGCCUGCACAAGAGUAAUUAGGGGUUUUGGGAUGGACUAGAACAGACUGCAAAAAAAUAUUUUCUGAAUCAGUUUU
Molecule: messenger RNA, 4004 nt
Organism: Rhinichthys klamathensis goyatoka
Lineage: Eukaryota; Metazoa; Chordata; Actinopteri; Cypriniformes; Leuciscidae
Gene: cntn3b
Product: contactin 3b
Exons: 23
Coding region: 643-3732 (1029 amino acids)
Biological process (GO): cell-cell adhesion
Molecular function (GO): protein binding
Source: RefSeq, a predicted model, not a curated record